Molecule: messenger RNA, 304 nt
Organism: Geodia barretti
Lineage: Eukaryota; Metazoa; Porifera; Demospongiae; Tetractinellida; Geodiidae
Source: the annotation of a GenBank genome assembly
AGUAUGCGUUUACUCGGGGUCUCCCGCUCGCGGAGAGUCUGACACGAGCUAGCUACAGUCUUCACAGUAUCAUGUCAAGAAAUUCACUCAUAGAGUUACUGUUACUAAUGUCGAUGUUCUUGUGCACUACUGCCAUACCAUUGGAGGACUUCUACCCCUACGGUCCAGAUGUUGGAGAUUCUCAAGUAAACCCGGCAAUUAAUCACAAUGGGCGCAUUUCUUUUGGAGAUGUUGAUGUUUGGGUGAGCUGACUAUUGAAGGGAGUUCACAGAACUUGAGAAUUUUUGCCUUGUGGUCUUGUAGA